Messenger RNA from Porites lobata, 11016 nucleotides. NCBI's taxonomy places the organism in Eukaryota, Metazoa, Cnidaria, Anthozoa, Scleractinia, Poritidae. The record is from the annotation of a GenBank genome assembly.
CGUGAAGAGAGGCGAGACGGACACAGAGACGAAGAGAGGGCACCACGAUCAUAGGCUAAGGUACGUUGAACCAAAGUUUUGCUCCAAAUUCUCCAUUUUAGCACUUUGAACACAACAGUAAAUUUCCUAUACAAGGUCUAGAAAUCCCUUGUUGCGUAAUAUAGAGGCAAGGUAUUAGAUAUUUACUGGGUUAUAAAGCAGAUCACUUGUACCCAUCCGGCGUACAUUGCUCACUGCCUGUGCCUUGACAAGGUGCUCCUAUUCCCCCCCCCGCUAAAGGAAUAAAUAUUUCCAAGAUAAACAGUCUCCCUCGUUCGUAGCCAAGUUCAUUCCUGCUACAAUCGAUUUAAAUCAGACAUCAGACUGCACUUUUCACGGCCGGAUCAAUCAACAAAGGUUUCAGUGGUUACUGAAGCUUCUUAAUUUCUGCAGGCGCCACGAAUCGACAAAACAGGACCUUUUACGUAAGAAUUGAACAUGGUGUUCGUAGACCAGAAGCAGAAGUCCUUGGAGGUCUUAGACUGGGUGAUAAUUGGAGCUUAUUUUCUUGGUUGCAUAUUUGUUGGUUUGUGGGUGAGUAACUCGUUAAUUUCAUUUUUUAUUUGAAAAGUGGGUAAGGCUAUUCAUGAAGCAGACACUUCAAAUACUUCAUCUCUGAUUACAAAAGGCGCCCCUGAACGAUCAGAUAAAAUCUACGCUCGGUUAUCACGCAAGAUAAAAAUAUUACAUUUUUAGUUGUUUACACAUUUAUUUAUUUUUGUGUUUAUUUAUUUGUCUGUUUACUUAAUUUUUGGAUCGAGUUUCCAUCGUGCAGAUCGAAAAGUUGUUGUUAUCGAAAAUCAGCUUUAUAAGUUGCAAAAGCUAAAAAAAGUGCACAAUAGCCGCGCGCUGUUCUGCUGUGGGAUUGUACUAAGGAAAGGCGAGUUUUUUAGGGAUCGGGUGAUCUUUUUCAUUUUCUUUAGCUUAACGUCCUCGUAGGCUCUCGUAUCGAGAAGAAAGCGACAAAGGCUAGAGAAUUUUGCGUGAGCAAGAUGAGAUAAAAUGAUUAACUCCACCCUGCGAAAAAUCCAACACGCGAACGUGCUCGCGGGCUACUUUCGGCUAGAAAGAAGCUGGAACGACCUGCUUGUGGCGUGAGGUAUCAUCAGACGUCGGACGAAAGUUGGAGUCUUAAAAUUCUUUAAAAAACCAUUUCUGGGCACACCUUUUAAAAUAAUUCGUAUUUUGUCUCGCACAUGUACAGCAUGUGUCGCUCAAUUUUUUCAAUUGUAUUGAUCCACUUCUAUCGUCAACUCAUUACCUAAACAGCGUCCAUUGGUUAGAAUGUUUAUACCAGACUGAAUUCCACCUUUUCUUGAUCUUUAAUUGUGCUCAUGAUUUUUCCAUGCUCCUGAGACUAUCAAAUUUCCCCUUUGCAACAAACCCUCCAAUCUCUAAGAGCAAAAAAAUUUAUAAGUUGUUAUCGGUUGGAGAUUUAUUCCUACUGCGUUAGAAGAAAAGUUUUGGUGUAUCAAUACUGGAUUUUUAAGCUCGCGCCAAAUUAACAGAUAGCGAAGACCUUUGUAGGUUAUCUAAACCAUCAAUCCGGGAAAAUCCAUAUCCGAUCCGUGCCCAGAAGUCACGCCAUGCACUGCACAGCAAAGCACGUGAUCGGCCACGUGAACUGUACACUAGAAGGAGGAGGUUCUCUAAGGUGACUGUAGCUUUCCCCUUCCCUUACUGUUGUUCAAUUUUAAUUUCUUUUUCGUAAAACCAGUGGGAGCCUUUGAUGAGGAGAGAGAUCGAGCUGAGAGGCAGGGCGAGACGAACCAGCGCACGCGAUAGUAUCACUGGCGGGAAAGGCAAUGCGCGCGCUUACCAUGUAUUAUUAAAAGGGUACUUCAUAUUGUUGUUGUUGUAAACUCUCAAUUAUCUCUCACAGUCCAAGUUUAAGAAACAGAAAGGAAAGGAUGAAACUGCUGAAACGUACUUUUUGGCCGGAAGAUCCAUGCUGUGGUGGGCAGUGAGUACAGCUUGUUUGUUAAUUUACAAUAAUUCCUACCCAUUUGGUCAUUUGUUUAUUAGCGCGACCAGCGCAAAAGCCUAUUCAAGUCGAGUAGCACCUAAUUAUAAAGCAGAAGGAUGCAGGGGAAAAAAAUAAACAUAGUUCCCGACAGAACAGAACGAAGGAGAAAUCGAGUUUCCCCUAGCUCGUCUUCGCUAGAUAAUGGGCAGUCGGCGCCAGGCAUAGAUAAUUCAGGACAGCACGACCUCAUAGAGCGCAGUGUAGUAGGACAGUUUUAAAGCACUUGAUUGGUUCCUUCUUAUUUCGUGUCUAGGCAAAACCACUCUUGGCAGGUCGUGAUUCUAAUUAAACACAAGUUAAAAUUAUCACAAAUCCUCGUGCCCCUUAUCUCAAAUUUUGUUAAGUGUUAAUUAAUUGGUAACAGAGUGUCUAAAAUCGAGCUCACGAUAGAAAAUUGACCCCCCGCAACUCGGUCGUCCGAUUUUGUUGAAUCACUUAAACGAUUACAGAUUGAAUUCAGUUGUCCUCAGUCUCACUACAAUUAAUUAUCAUUGUCGUGAUUAAAAAAAUCGGACCCUGACGAUCUGCUUUGUUCAAUCACUUCUAUGAUUAGAGACCGAAUUGGACUCUACUCAGCUCGACCUUUUAGUAAAAGCUAUUACAUACCAUUAUAAAUAUCUACCCUGAGUAAUGAUUGGCUGACGUGAUUAACCAGAGUUAUUUCUUUAUGUCGUGCCUUGUGAUUGUCAAUUGAAAGGCAAUCUAUUACAGCAAAUAAAGGUAACUCUAGCUGACUCUAGCAAAGACAGCAAAUACGGCCAACACCCACUCCCUCCGAUAAAACAGGUGGCACUAUCCCCAGUUUUCCCCUUUACAAAGAUGAAAAUUGCCCUCGCUUUGCAAACGCCGUCUUUUAACAAAACCACAGAGACAUGAGGGGUCUACUGCAGUCUGUAUUAAGAUCGCAAGUGUUCCGAGGAUUUAGGUCUGAGGUUAUGACGUUUCAAAAGGAAAAGACCUUGCCUUUCGUCGGUUAUUUUCUUUUACUCUCUAAAAAGUCGUGAAAACUCUCUAUAUAUGAACACGUUGAAUCAAUCCCUAAGGCGGUUCCCUAAGGCCGACACUCGUUUUUGAAGAAGGACAUUUAUUGGCGGUAUAUUUCACAACUCUCUGUCGAAGAGAAGUAGACUAUACUUGGCAUCAUGCAUGAGUCAUAGUCAGCUGUCAGACUUUUUAAACAUAUUUUCUAGGUUGGACCCAGUCUUUUUGCCAGUAACAUGGGAAGCGAACAUUUUGUGGGUUUGGCUGGCUCUGGAGCUGCAACUGGAAUUGCUGUGGUGGCAUACGAGUGGCAGGUAUCACACUUAUUUCACGUGUUUUUCAAUACACUAACCCUUUUACUCCUAAUUGUAAAAUUCCCCAAAAUUCAAAUUUCUUUUUUGUAGAAUCCUAAGAAGUAAAUGAUACAUUCAAAAGUUCGGCAAAGACGUUUGUUUCAUUUGAAUGGAAACAUGGCAUAGGAUUUCGUCCACAUGAUUUAAAAACUAGAGAAUUCAUUUGCCAUAGCUUGGCCUAUUACUGAAAGUUCUAAUCACGUAACCAUAUUUGUAUAUAAUAAUGCAAAAUACCUGAUGUGUAAUGAUCUCGAAUACACAUAACUACACCUUUCAAGCAGAUAUUAUGAGGAUUUGUUUAGGUUUUAAUAGCAAUAUUCCCUUUAUAGGCUAGUUGGAUUUUACUUCUUCUUGGCUGGAUUUUUCUGCCAAUCUACUUGAGAUCGCGGGUGAGUUUCUUUUUCCUUUUAGUGUAAGUUAUCUUUCUUGGUUUAGCCAAGUAAACGACUUGAUAUUUUUUCUGCCUUUUUUGCCGUCGUAUUUUAGUGCUGAUGAGAACUUUAGAACAGCAAGUCAAAUCACGAAAUGUUUGUAAUACUAUUUGUCUCUCAUUCCUCGCAUAAUAGGUUUUCACGAUGCCUGAAUACCUACAGAAGAGAUUCCAAAGUCGUUGGGUCAGGACGUAUUUGACCGCCGUUGCUCUCAUUUCUUAUGUAUUUACUAAGACUUCGGUACGUUAGUAUUAUUUAACACAAUUGUGGUAUGUUAUGUUUAGUAAACGCGAAUGUGCUGUGGAGUAUUUUUCGAGGUCUCUUUCGUGUUAUCAAGUCAACACGCCAAUUCAAAUUUAUCUAGGGGAGAAGCCAUUCACGCAAAAUUUUUCUUAGUAUUACUACUUAUAAGGUGAGCUUUGAGAUCUUGUAAGGCAGACUUGGGUGCAGGGUGUAUUCAAAUACGUAUACGUUGGUAUUAAAAGUUUUUUCUUCAGUCCCGGGGAGGACUCCAAUAUAAAAGGGACUGGUAUGCGCGUAAGUGGAAUUAAAUCUCUAAAGAAGAUAAAGGGGACCAAUCUGGGCGUGGCUUCCCCGUUAGCUGUUCAAAACACCCAGAGUGUUUCAUUUGAGCGCAAAGACAACUGUUGUUCGUUUUUUAUGCAUUAGAUAAUCUUUCAUCGGAAGCCCUUUGGACACCUCCUUAAAUCAUGCACACCUGCAAAUUGAACCAACUACAGCUGACGUUAACGAUAUGCGCUUUCGACGUCUCACCUCUCGCAUACAACACAAUCGUCUCUAGGCCUUUUUUUGGAAUCAUGAGAGUGUUGUUCGAUGAUUCAUCCUUGGAAAAUCUGUAGACUGGGCUUAUCGUUAACUGCAAUUUUUUUUCAGGUCGAUAUCUACGCUGGUAGCGUAUUUCUUUACGAAGCUGUUGGUUGGAAUAUUUAUAUUUCUGCCGCUUGCAUUUUGGCCAUCACAGCCGUUUACACCGUCCUGGGUAAGAUAGUAGGAUUUAAACGUAAGCUCCAUGACUAAAAAUAAAGUCGAAGCUCACAUGCUUAACGAAGCAAUCGCAUGUCACUAUGAUGCCAGAGUUCCCUUAAGGGACCUUGGAUGGGCCACCUUUUUGAAAUCUCGUGGUCAUGGCGUCGUUCCAAAUAGUUCCCAGAUGGUAUUUUGCGUUCUGAUUGGUCAUUAAAUUUUGCGUCUGCACUGAUCAGUUGAUUAGUGAGUUCUUUUCAUUUUAAGACCCUCAAUCGAAAACCCCUCUGCAAGUGGAGUGGAGUGCCUGCAACUAGCUGGAUAAGCCAAGUGCACUUUCCACUAUAAACAAACCUUUAACCUGUAAUCAAGUAUCAUGAAUCAUAUUCUACUGUUUUUUGUGUAUGUCUUACACCCCUUACAGUCAUUUAUUACAAUCCCUCUCGUUGACUCUCAUUCUAAAAAACUACUUAUCCGAUUGGAUAUUUCAUCCACUACUGCACUUCGGAAACGUCACUCUGCUCAUCGCAAAUCUUCCAACUUCUGUUACUGGCUUGUUAAAUCUUAGGUCCCUUUCCCAUUGCCUCUCUGCUCUUCCUUUUUCCCUUUUACCAUUCAUCCUUCAAUCUAAAAUGAUCUUCUCUAUCCGUCACUUCUUUUCCAAUGUAACAGCCGAGAUAUUUUAGGUUUUGUUUCUUUACAAAGUCUUACUUGCCUUACGCUAAGAAGUUAAUUGACAUCUGCGGUUUUCAAUAAAGGAGUGACUGUGAACACGUAUACAAAGCUCUUCUUCGUUAGCAUGACUGACUUUUCUUUUUUCUUUCUAUAGGUGGGCUGACAGCUGUAAUCUUUACCGAUGUUCUUCAGUGUGUAAUUAUGAUUAUAGGCGCAGUUAUAUUGGCAAUAAUGAGUAAGAACAGUGCUUUCCUUUUUGUAAUAAUCGAUGUAGAAAUACAUUUUAAAACAAAAAUCAACGAUAUAAAAAAAACUUGAUGUUUUGAUGGCUUCACACUAGAAGCUAAGUUAGUCACAAGUAAGCACUUGAUUCAAGUGCACUUGGAAAUCUUAAGUCGCUCUGAAGAAAACAUGGCUUCACACUUGUUGACAAAGUAUAUUACUUGAAGUAAAAGCUGUCAAUUUCUCCGUUCAUUAGAAUCUUUGAACCGUUGCACGUGCACAUCGCGCACAUGGCUUCCAUUUCUUAUUGGUCAAGUGUGUUCUCAACUGUGGUGUAGCCCACACUUGGCGGCGAACUUCGGCGACUUUGAACUACGAACGUUUCCACGGUCACCAAGUAAAGUUGAAUUAGGUACAUUUUACCCCUUCACACUCAAAGCAGGUUCCAAGUACACUUACAGUAUACUUGAAGCUCUAGUGUGAAGCCAACAAACAUCUCGAGUAUCAGACACUCUAGCUUCCCUCGGCAUUUCUUGAGGAGUUUAAAGUUUUCAAGGUUUACCCGCUUCACUCCCUUUUUCUCGAUGAAGUGCUUGCCAACUACUGGGUAAACGCAAGUAUUGGUUCGAAUUGGUGAUUCCAGUAGUUCACACCAUGGCCCAAUAAAGUAUAGAGUUCCAAUCGUUUAUAAGAUUCACUUAAUGGAGUCCUAAUUAUCUGAUUUCAGGCUUCGUGAAAGUUGGCGGCUACAAUGGUUUGUGGGAACAUUAUGGGAAUUCUUUGGGUAAGUCGGUUCGCACAGCAAAAGCGCCUUGGACAACAUUAAUGACCAACGUCUCCACAACAACUGCAACAACAAUGGUCACCACAGACAACACCACCCCAACAUUGCCAACAACAACAGCACUGUUGUCAACAUUGGCAGGUAAUGUCUCCACCGCAGCCGCUACAGUUGCAACAACAGUGGUUAACGCCACCGCAAAUUUUACCCAAAUAAUACCCACUAACGCCACCACCAAGUCCACAACAGCACAGCUGACCACAUUGGCCAAUGAUGUCUCAACAUCAGCUGCAACAAUUGCAACGACAUUGGUCAAUGCCACAACCAGUAUGACUCAAAUAAUGUCGACAAACCUGGCAGCAGAAGCAGAAUGUUUUAAGUUGACUGAAAAUUGGAGUAACAUGUUUCGACCUCUUGAUGAUCCUGACUACCCCUGGUUGGGAUUGUGGAUAACACUGCCAAUCAUGGGAGUCUGGUACUGGUGUACUGAUCAGGUAUGGGCCUUCGAGUCCCACUGCGGUUAUACGCCGCCUAAGGCGUUUCUAUUAUUAUAUUAUUCUGCGGGAUUUUAUUUACCAGUAAGUGGAAACAUGUAUCAGGAUCAAACUCGUUCUAAGGGUCCUUCCUACUCAGCCCCCGUGGCGAGAGAGGAGAAGGCCCUGGGAACGAAGUUGGUAUCGGGAUAUGUAAAUUAAUUCGUUAACGUGACUAUCUUUCAUUUUUCUUCUCAAGAAAUAUCGAGCUCCUUUUCGGUGAAAACGCUCUGUGACCCAGUAAAAACCAUGCUGAUAAAAUGGCGCCGACAAUAGAGUGAUUUUAUUUGACACGUGAAACUGCAGAUACUCAACUAUUGCAAAAUAGCUACAAGUAAAGAAGAUAGUGGAAUUAGUGCAUACAUUGUAAUAGUGCGUAGUAUUCUACUACCUAUUUCACGGGUUAAGUAUAAUCACUCUAACACCAGCUUCAAUUUUCAAACACUUAGAACUUGUUUAGUAAACUGACAGGGCAUUUGAAAUAUCUUAAACUUAGCUUUGAGUUGCUUUUCUUAGCUAUUGCAACUUUCUCUUGUUUGAUCUCGAUACAGUCAGUCGUCGGGAUAAUUUUGCACAAAACGAUUCACAUUGAUCCCUACCCCUUUAGACUUGUCCUCCACGUUUGUAGUUUUUGUGUGGCCAUUGUAAUGAUAAGGCAUUGUGCAUCAGUAAUUGUAUGUUAAAACGCGUUUUUCGACGAACGAAAUAGGGACUUUAAGAUCCAACGACGCGACGGCAGUGAGAACGUCGCUUAAAAAGUGAAUUUGCGUUCUUUCAGUCUAUAUCGAAAUUAUUCCUACCCACUUACUUUGUCAAAUGUAGGCGAACCCUCCUGGAGUUGAAUUCCUGGGCACCUUAUCCAAGUGCAGAAAGAGAAACAAAAUUUCGUCGUUGCUUGUUUACGUCCUCCAUAAAACGCGAAAUUAGGCAUGUUCACGUCGUAGUCAUGCAAAAAACGGGCAAAGAAAUGUACAAAAAAAGCGUGGUGCACGUGCAAAGUUGUUGUUUUGCUAAUAAAACCCAUUGUUUUUUUGACGUUCUCGUUGCCGUCCGCGUCGUUGGAUAUUAAAGUCCCUAAUGAAUAUAGGGGUAGGAGGUGUCUGUUAAGGAAGAUUUGAUUGUAUAACAUACUAAAUUAAUCCCUUAUGCUGUUCAUACAAUUUAGGUUAUUGUCCAACGAGCCCUUGGUGCUAAGAAUAACACCCAUGCAAAAGCAGGAUCUGUCUUGGCUGGUUUCCUGAAAAUCCUGCCAAUUUUUGUUAUGGUUAUGCCUGGAAUGAUCAGUCGAGUGUUGUUUCCUGACUCCAUCGCCUGUCCAGAUCCGGAGAGCUGCAAAGUUCACUGUGGCAAUGAGUUUGGCUGCACAAACAAUGCAUAUCCCAAGUAAGUUAAUGGCGCUUGGUAAGAUAUUUUCGACAUUCUUAGACAACAGUCCGUCUGAAAAAUCGGGCAAGGGUAACUAUUUUGUGACUUAAAAACAACCAUAGUUGCGGUCAUUGUAGCUGGGACCUGAAAUGGGCCAGAAAGUUUGGUUGAUGGGCGUAAAAAUUAAAAGAUUAUAACCGUAAAUUGUGAGAAACAUUCUUACCACAAUUUGCCAAUGUAAGUGUCAUUAUGGUAGCUCGUAAGGACUUUUCGGUGUUUUGACCACUGGUUAAUUAUCACGGAAAUGUCCCAGAUGAGACUAGCCUAAUUUUUCCCUAUCCCCUUUCCUUUCCGACGCCUACUACUCAGGCUGAAAACGCUACCUCGUCAUCAACAUUAUCUUGAAAUUCUUGCGAAUCGCUUCGAAAUUUACAGUAAGUCGCAUUUAACACAAAUGCUCAAGUAGGCGUCUACCGUGAAAUCCAUCAUCUCAUCAAGACACUCAAUUAAGAGCGGGACAAUGAACUGCCAAAGUUAACAAAAAGACAAAUUUUGUACUCACUCUUUUCGAACACUUUAUAGGUUAGUGCUGAACGUUCUUCCGACCGGUUUGGUUGGUCUGAUGUUGGCGGUUAUGAUGGCAGCAUUGAUGUCUUCACUUUCAUCAGUGUUUAACAGCAGUGCUACCAUAUUCACUGUUGAUGUUUGGCUACGCUUUAGACCCCAGGUACAAAAACACGUACAAUUUACACCCUUAAGAUAAAUAAGUUUUCAUCUAAUGCAUCAAUCUUUUACCACUUCAGGCCAAAGAAAGAGAAAAAGUUAUUGUUGGUCGCGUAAUUGUGGCGGUUCUUGUUGGCGUCAGCUUGUGUUGGCUGCCAAUCAUUCAAGGUAACGUGUUUUCUCCCUUUAAUUUUUCUUUAGAUUUGUCAGAUGUCAGGUGUUGUUUUAUCUUUCUGCGUUCGAAUUUAUGACCCUCAUGGCUGGCGCUCAAAGGACAGGCGAAAAGAAAAAAACCGUGCGUGCGAGAAGGACACAAGGCGCCCUCAAUAUUCUCGCAAACUGAAUUGACCAUGAAAAAGUUGUACCAUCUUUGAGCCUAACAUGAACGUCAGGUCAACACGAAACUCAUGGUGACAAACCAAACCAUUACGCCGUCCAGUAUAAUCUAAAGUCUCGUUUUAUCAUUUUGUUUUUCAGGCUCUGCUGGUACGCAGCUGUUUGUUUACAUUCAGACCAUUCAAUCCUACCUGGCUCCUCCUAUCACCAUGGUGUUUGGACUGGGUAUCCUGUGGCCUGGACUCACCUCCGCUGGUGCUUUAUCUGGACUCGUCAUUGGUUUUAUCUUGGGAAUGGCCAAGUUCAUUGCUGGAAACGUGUACCCUGCCCCUAGAUGUGGCGCAGUAGACGAUCGUCCUGGAUUUGCUAAAAUGCAUUUCAUGUAUUAUGGUGAGAAUUUACUGUUGUAACAACACUGUAUAGCUAACGAACAAACGAAUCCGGCUGCCUUCCCAAAAGCCCCCUAAGUGUCUUUCGCGGUGCGCCUGAUGUCUUAUCAUCCUCUCUGCGCUUGGAGCCUGGGGACGAGACAGCGAUUCCAGAGCUUGGACUGUCCGUCAGUUUGCAAACACGUAUAAAAUAUGUCCGAAGAGACCGUCACUUUGUGUGAUAAAACUUACUGAGUCCACCUUAAUGGGUCUAUAUUGAUUGUUACUAUUUAUUUACAGCAAUGAUCAUUUUUGGUGUCUGCGGGUUGAUAAUGGCGGUGGUGAGCUUUUUUACAGAGAAAAUUCCCCGGGAUGAACUAGGUGGUCUUACAUGGAGCACUAUCAAUGAACCCCCAAUUUCUCACGGAGCACUUGGAGAAGAAGAUGACGCGGAAAAAACUGAAAAUGGUCACGUCAAAAGAGAUUCUAUAGAGUUGCUGAAGAAUGGUAAGACAACAGUUAAAGUACUGAAAAUCAUUCAUCUAGAAAUUCAAAUUCGCUUUAUUACACUCCGCUGUGUCUUGUAUCUUUAAUCGUUUUCUCGGUGUUUGCAUAACUAGAUGAAACACUCCUUCUGGUGUUUGAUAUUCCACUUCUCGGUGAUUGAAUAAUUUUAUUGGAUGCAACACUCCUUCUCGUGUUUGAUAUACUACUUCUUGGUUUUUGAAUAGCAAAUGAAAAACUCCUUCUUGUGUUUAAUAUAAUACUUCUCGGUGUUUGAUAUCAGAUAAAACAUUCCCUCUCUUCUUUGUGUAUUACACUUCUCGUUGUUGGAUAUCAGAAGAGACACUCCUUCUCGAGUUUGAUAAACUACUUUUCGAUGUUUUGGAUAUCAGAUGAAACACUCCCUCUCGUGUCUGUGUACUAACUUCUCGGUGUUUGGAUAUCGCGUAAAACAUUCCUUCUUAUGUUUGAUAUAUUUCUUUCUUCUAGGGGGCAAAGAUGAAACCUUCGACUCUCCAGAAGACACUGGCGAGGAAGAGAAACACAAGCUGUCACGCUCAGCUAUAAAGCCUGACAAAAUUAAGCUGACGGUGGUAAAAUUCGCUGAGGAAGAUCCGAUUGUUAAAUGGUUCCUGCGGUUCCUGAGCUUCUUGUUGCUUCUUGCUUUGUUGUUCUUGUGGGUGUACUAUCGUUAA